Messenger RNA from Punica granatum (pomegranate), 5323 nucleotides. NCBI's taxonomy places the organism in Eukaryota, Viridiplantae, Streptophyta, Magnoliopsida, Myrtales, Lythraceae. The record is from RefSeq and is a predicted model, not a curated record.
CUUGAGCGUUGACCAGCUGUUCAACUGCCUAAUUCCAGUUGUGCCCUCCUGACCGGAAGGGGAAGAAGAAGAAGAAGAAGAAGAACGGGGCGAUUCGGCUCUGCUCCAAUGAGUGGCUUUGGCAGGUCUGCUGGCACCGGUCAAAUCCAGGAGGAUGCGUUGACCCUCUUCCCCUGGUUCUAUUCUUUCACCAUCUCCCAAGGUAGAAGCUAAAUCCCUUCAUCCUCUCAGUCUCAGUUGAAUGGGGAAUGCCAGGAGCAGGAAUUCCGAGUUGAGGCAGUCCAAAGAUUCAUCGCCAGAUGGAGAAGAAGUUGAUGAAGAGUUAUUGUCCGGCAUUCGGGGCACCAGAUUAUACAGUUUUCAGGAGUUGCUUAGGGCAACUGAUAAUUUUAGUUCAAAUAAUAAGAUUGGGACAGGGGCCUUCGGAAGUACAUACAAAGGAGCCCUUCAAGAUGGCACUGUGAUUGCGGUAAAGGUUGUGUCUGGUGGGUCGGCCGAAGGAGAGCGCGAGUUCCUGAAUGAAAUAUCCAUACUUGCAAGAACUGACCAUGAAAACCUGGUUAAGUUUUAUGGUUGCUGUGUCGAAGCAAACCACAGAAUUCUAGUCUUCGAUUAUCUUAAGAAUGGUGACCUGGCACAAGCACUUCUCUGCAGUGGUCCCCGCAGCAUCAAUUUCCCUUGGGAUGUACGGCGUAGAAUUUGCAUUGGUAUUGCUAAGGGUCUCGCUUUUCUUCAUGAUGUAAGAAUUGUGCACAGAGAUAUUAAGGCAGCAAAUGUUCUUCUUGAUGAUGAGCUCAAUCCGAAGAUCUCAGACUUUGGUAUUGCCACAUUUCUCGCUCCUGAUAGGUCUCGUGUGACUGAGCGUGUUGUUGGCACAAUGGGUUACCUGGCGCCCGAGUAUGCAAUGCGUGGUUUGUUGACAUUAGAAGCCGAUACAUACAGCUUUGGUGUUCUAGUCUUAGAAAUUGUCAGUGGGAGAAGACACACAAGUGGGGAAGGAAAAUAUAUUCUUGAAAGGGCUUGGGACCUGCACAAGAUGGGAGAACUGUUGAGCUUGGUUGACAAGGCUAUAAUGGGAGAUUUUGAUAGGGAGGAGGCUUACAAAUACCUGAUAACCUGUCUGCUCUGCACCCAAAAUGAUCUUGAUCUUCGACCAGACAUGUCUACAGUAAUUGACAUGCUGACAGGCAAGAAAGACGUUAGUGGAGAGAGUUUAUUGAGACCGGGUCCCCCCUCACCACAUAUGAGUCCCGGAGCUGAUGAAGGCGAAAUGUUGGAAUCUGAUUAUUCAUAUUCGCCGGGAUCAAUAAGCUCAGCUAGCCUUCAUUUUUCCGGUCCAUUAUGGACACGUGAAAAGGAUGGUUGUCCGUCAUUGAUGUACUCCAAAGAAGUCAAGAGCUCAUAUCCAGAUUCGACUGCAAGUCUGAUAACUGUGUUCACUUAUAAGAAAAUGAAGAAAAUUACCGGGAAUUUUAAGCAGAGUAUCUCGGCAGGCCAUCACAGAAUCUUUUUGGGGUUUAUCUCUAAGGAAUUGCCAGUGGCCUCUGAGCCCCUUCAAGUUGCUGUGAAGACUUAUGAUGGUGAUGAUAGACUUUAUCAAGACAAGGACAAUUGGCUUGCACAAGUCAGUCUUUUUGAGAAGCUUUCUCAUCCAAAUUUGGUGCAACUGAUUGGGUAUUGCUAUGAAGCUAAACAUCGGAUCCUGAUGUACAAGUACAUGGCCCGUGGUAGCCUGGCAGAUAAUUUAUUUUCAAAAGAACAGAGCCCACUAUCGUGGGAUGUUAGAAUGAAGAUCGCAAUUGAUGCUGCAAUAGGACUUGCUUAUCUCCACAGGAGUGAGAGACCUGUCAUCCAUCGCAACAUUAAGCCAUCAAAGAUUUUGUUAGAUUCGGACUAUAACGGAAAAAUCUUUGGCUUUGGCCUUGCGACUGCUGGACCGGAAGGUUAUGAAUCUGAAAUUUCCGAUAUAGUAGUUGGAACACUGGGAUAUAUUGCACCAGAGUAUUUUCGCACAGGGAGGGUAUCCGCUAAAAGUGAUGUAUACAGUUUCGGAGUUGUCCUUGUUGAACUUAUUUCUGGAAGAAAAUGGAGGGAGUUAUUGUUAGAAAAACCGGGUGGUCUUGUAGAAUUGACUCGAGAGUUUCUUGAAGAGGAGAGAAGUUUACAUGCACUUAUGGAUGCACGAUUAAAAGAAAAUUAUCCUAUUCAAGGAGCCAAAGAAGUUGUAAAGUUGGCGAAAAAAUGCUUGGAUGAGAACCCGCAGCAAAGGCCUUUUAUGAGAGAGAUAGUUGAUUGCUUGAAUUGUCUUCCAGAACACGGCACAUCGAGUCUUGUUGGUGGUCUUAAGACAGUUGAAAAGGUACAGAAAGUUGUGAGGAGUUAUGGGUCAACAUCCCAAUCUCAGGCGAUGAAUUUAGGCACUCAGGUAGAAGAUCGGGGUACUAUCCUCAUGCAAGCGGGUUUAAAAUGGACUGAAGCACCAACGCCCGAGAAGUGGCUGAGUGCCGAAGAGAUUUACUUAAUGCAGAGUCAAGUAACUGAGCUACCUGAAGGCCCAAGGUGCCAGACACUCAAAGCACUAUACCUGCACAGGAACUGUAAACUCAGAACGAUUCCUACCUCCUUUUUUGAGUAUAUGCCUGCUCUCCAAGUACUGAACUUAUCCAGAACUCGUAUCAAGACAUUGCCUGAAUCUUUCUUCCAGUUAUUUUCCCUCAAAAAACUUUUUCUAAACCAUUGUGAGCUCCUCACAGUUUUGCCUCCAAAAAUUGGGGAACUCAAACAGCUGGAGGUACUAGAUCUUCAUGGGACAGAGAUAAUUAAUCUACCGGAGGAGGUUGUGAAACUAACCAACCUUGGAUGCCUGGAACUGUCAUUCUGUGGUGACAUUAAGUCUGAAAGGAACGAGAGUGAAUCAAAUGUGUUGUUUCCUGAAGGGACUAUUUCUGCUUUAUCUAAGCUAGAAGAAUUGAGUAUUGAUGUGGAUCCAGAGGAUGAGAGGUGGGAAAGAUCUAUAAAAGCUAUUUUCGACGAAAUUUGUGGCUUGAGGAUGCUAAACACACUUAAGCUAUACGUCCCGUAUGUGGAGCAUCUCAUGAACUUCAAUCUGUACAGUAUGCCAAUUGAUUGUUUCAAGUUUACCGUGGGCCAUCAUGCAAAUCGCAUCAUGUCCCGAUUCCCUCAGGAUCUUCAGUAUGAGCUCGAACAGUGGGACAGAUGCCUCAAGUACGUAAAUGGCGUGGGUGCCCCCACUGAUAUUAAGAAGGUGCUCCACCAUGCAACUGCUUUUUUCUUGGAUCGCCACGCUACUGCGACUAAGCUAUCUGAAUUUGGGAUAGAGAAUAUGCAGCAACUGAAGUGUUGUAUCAUUGGAGAGUGCAAUGAGGUUCGCUACCUCCUUGAUGGGUUUGAUUUCUCCGAGGAAGAGAGCAAUAGCGAGAUAGUAUCCGAAUACACCUUUGCUGGGCAUAGUCUUGGAUCUCUCGAAUUUCUCUAUGUAUAUUACAUGAAGAGCUUAAAAAAAAUAUUCACAGGACCAUACAGAAAAUGCUUUUGUAAUCUCAAAUACUUGACCUUGCAAACAUGUCCACAGCUGGCCAUUAUUUUCACACCGGAAUCACUUGGCGAUCUCUCUAACUUAGAAGAGCUGACUGUUGAAGACUGUGAUGUUGUCACGAGUUUGGUGACCUGUGAAGACUCUACCGCGUAUGAGAACUCUUGUUUCCUACCCAAGUUGAAGAAGAUGUCACUGCAUUAUUUGCCUCGACUAGUGAGCAUCUCUCAUGGAUUGCGCAUGGCACCAGACCUGGAACUGAUUAGCCUCUGCUAUUGCCCAAUGUUGAGUUUCUCAAUAGAAGAAGUGGGCAAUAAACAUUCGACAAAAAUAAAAGAAGAGGAAUCACUCACGCUAAGCAUUAUAUCAUCUUUUGAGAGCUUGGAAGGCAAGUCUGUUGAAGGUGACAGCUCAAAAGGGAAGUCUGUUCAAAAGGAGAUUAGUCAAAGCAGAGGUUCAGAAGAGAAGUCGAUUGAAGGUGAUGCCGAACCAAGCCAGAGCUCGCAAGGGAUAAUGGAGGAAAAUAUUCGGCUGUCAUCCCAAUUGCCGGUGAAGAUCACCCAUAUCAGGGCUUCUCAGCAACAGAGAUUGACAUCCGUGUCAUCCUUGCUGCCUCGCCUUGCAGAGCAUUCUCUACAGCCACCAGUUCCGGAUGCAAAGUCCAUAGUCAGCAAUGUCGAGGAAUCGGAUGACGGGUACAACUGGAGGAAGUACGGGCAGAAACAAGUGAAAGGGAAGAACCCCCGGAGUUACUACAAGUGCACAUACCCGAAUUGCUCGACAAAGAAGAAGGUUGAAAGGUCCUCAGAAGAUGGGCAGAUUACGGAGAUAGUGUAUAAGGGGACUCAUAACCAUCCCAAGCCUCAGUCAACUAGAAGGAAGGGAUCUCAGGCGAUUCAAGCCCAUGCUCAUACAAGUUCUGAGUUCUCUGAUCAGUCGGUCACCGUGCAAGAGGAUUCUUCGGUCUUGAUGGGCAACGAGGAGUUUGAACAAGUGAGUAAUUCAGUUGGAGAUGACAGUGAAAGCGAAUCCGAGGCCAAGAGAUGGAAGGACGCGAAUGAAUAUAUAAACGUUUCGGGUGCUGUGAAGGAACCCAGAAUCGUGGUCCAAACGACGAGCGAAAUCGACAUCCUGGAUGAUGGGUAUAGAUGGAGAAAAUAUGGGCAGAAAGUUGUCAAAGGAAACCCUAACCCAAGGAGCUACUACAAGUGCACGUACGCUGGCUGCCCCGUGAGGAAACUCGUGGAGAGAGCAGCUCACGAUAUGAGGGCCGUGAUCACGACUUACGAAGGGAAGCAUAACCACGACCCUCCGGUUGGCCGUGGUGGAGGCAGCCAGUCAGUUGACAGGGCUCAGGUUACGGGAGAAAGUCUUCAGCGGAGGAGCGGUGACAUCACGUCAGCACUGCCACUUGGAGGAGUAGCAAACCAAUCAGAAGAAAGUCUUCAGCGGAGCAGUGCCGCCACGUCAGCACUGCCAUCUAGAGGAGUAGCAGACCAAUCAGAAGAAAGUCUUCAGCGGAGCUGUGCCAACACGGCAGCACUGCCACCUGGGGUAGCAAAUCAAUCAGAAAUCAGUGAAAAACUAGUGAAGUCUUAUGAUUCGACCAAAUUAAUGUAAGAUAUUAGUGUUUAGUAUAUUGAAUAAACGCGUACACUAUAUAUAGUGCAAAUGUUAUACUGAUUAAUAAGGACAUUUCCUAUCAAAUGUAAAAAAUCAAAUGUAAUAAAAAUUUUAUCUCAAGAAAUAAUAUCUAAGUUGCACUAUAGA